AUGGCAACAAACACCAUCGAGAAAGACGAGGAGCGCGACCAAAUCGCGCAGCAGCUCUCACGUACCUCAUUCCACUGCUCUACGCUCACCCGUCUCUCAGGAGGAACAGCGAACUUCGUAUAUCGAGGGACACUGUCUGGAACCUCAGACUCGAUCAUCGUCAAACACACCAAAGACCAUGUCGCCUCUAAACCGAGCUUGAAGAUUGACAACAAGCGCUGUCACUUCGAAGAAGCUGUCCUCCGCGCCCUGGAAGACCUCCCCCCUUAUAACCAGAAAGGCAUAACUGUGAAAACCCCACGACUUUUGUAUUUCGACCCUCAAACAAACACGCAAAUAUUCGAAGACCUUCCAAACUCCGUCGAUUUAAAAACAUUCAUGCUCUCAGCGAUUUCAAAAGGCGUGUCUAAAUCAACGGCGACAGCCCUCGGUCGCACGCUGGGCGCUUGGCUACGGUCUCUGCACGAGUGGGGAAAUCGAGUGGAGCAAGACGAGACCCGGACGACGCUCAGUCAAAAUGAGUCGAUGAAACAGAUCAAGUUCUGGGCGAAUUAUGCCAUGUUGGUGGAUACUAUUUCGAAUUUUCCUGAGAUUCUGGAAACGAAUCGCGGGGUUCUUGAAGAGGUUCGUGAUUUUGCGAAGGAUGAGCUCUCGAGGGAGGAUGAUAGCGCGGAGUAUGGGAUUAUUCAUGGUGAUUUCUGGACUGGGAACGUCCUCAUCCCCAACGUCCCACUGAAGGACGAGUCUGCCACGACCGUCUUCGUGAUCGACUGGGAAAUGACGCAGAUUGGCAGCCGGGCAAUGGAUCUCGGUCAGAUGAUCGCUGAACUCUAUGAAACUGAACUCUUCGGACGAUCAGAGGCUGGCGUUUGGAUUAUGGACGGAUUUUUGGAGGGGUAUGGUUCGAUGAGUGACGAGAUGGCGUUCCGCACUGCUGUCCAUGUUGGUGUGCAUCUGGUUUGCUGGGGAAGUCGAGUUCCCGGAUGGGGGAGUAAGGAGCAGGUUGAAGAUGUGGUCAAGGUGGGGAGUGAUUUUAUUGUUCAUGGUUGGAAGAAGGAUAGGGAGUGGUUUGAGGGACAGACGUUGAGCUUUCUUUUCAAGAAAUAG
Messenger RNA from Penicillium argentinense, 1107 nucleotides. RefSeq lists its product as uncharacterized. The transcript has 3 exons. The coding region runs from base 1 to 1107 and encodes 368 amino acids. The record is from RefSeq and is a predicted model, not a curated record. Lineage: Eukaryota; Fungi; Ascomycota; Eurotiomycetes; Eurotiales; Aspergillaceae.